This is a messenger RNA of Haliotis rufescens (red abalone), 1974 nucleotides long. Its product is annotated as polyamine oxidase 7-like. Lineage: Eukaryota; Metazoa; Mollusca; Gastropoda; Lepetellida; Haliotidae. The record is from RefSeq and is a predicted model, not a curated record. The coding region runs from base 39 to 1607 and encodes 522 amino acids. The transcript is spliced from 3 exons. Gene Ontology annotation, molecular function: oxidoreductase activity.
UCAGGCAUUGUGCACCUUGGCUCCUCCCGACGAACAAGAUGCAGUAUCGAGGCAUUCCUAAGGUGUCUUUGGCAAUCAUGGUGCUUCUUCUAUAUACCGUGGAAGGACUGCAAGCUCAACCCGAAUCCAAUAUAAAACACAGCAAAGUUUUGAUUCUUGGAGCCGGGGCGUCAGGUUUGGCAGCUGCAAAGACUCUAAGCGAAAACAACAUCAACGACUUCAUCCUCUUGGAAGGCUCGGACAGAAUCGGCGGCAGAGUCAUGUCCAUUAAAUUUGGGGGAACCACUGUAGAAGCUGGGGCAAACUGGAUGGCUAUCCGGGAAGGCAAUCCGUUAUGGGAUGUCAUCCAGAAGUUCAAUGUGUCUGGGAUAUCGUCAGACUAUGAUAGUGUAGUCAUAAAAACAUAUGACGGCGUUGACGUCACGGCCUCCGAGGGUGAAUUGGCUUGGGAUAAACUGGCAAAAGCUAGGAUUAAAUCAGGAAACGUCUUCAGGAGAAUUCGAGACCAAAAGACAGAUGACAUGUCCCUUCGCACAUGCCUUGAUAUCGGAAACUGGCAUCCUAAAACGCCUGUGGAAAAAACUGUGGAAAUUUUUGACUUCGACUUUGAAGAUGGAUUUGGCCCUGACGUUACUUCGUGUUAUUUUAGGGGCAUUUCAGACCGAGUCGAUGACAGUUUCUAUGUCCGUGAUGACAGAGGGUAUGAGUUCAUACUUAAGAAAUACGUGGAGAACGUGCUUCAAGAGAACGACCAACGUAUUCGUCUGAACGAAACCGUUAAAACGAUCAACUACGCUGACACCAAUGCGUCUGUAACUACCGCAAGCGGGAAGAUCUUCACGGCUGACUUCGUGAUUGUUACUUUCAGUAUCGGAGUAUUGAAGAGCGGUUCUGUGACUUUCAUUCCUCCACUACCUGACUGGAAGAUGGACAACCUGUUCCGAAUCAGACUGGAGAACUACGUCAGCGUGUACCUUAAGUUUCCUGAGACAUCGGCAAGAUUCUGCGAUAACACUGAAUUCAUCCUCUACGCAGACAAAAAACGUGGCGUGUAUCCUGUUUGGCAGAACUUAGAAGCUGAAGGACUGUUCCCGGUUGGAACCAACAUUCUCCAGAUGGUGACCCAGGGAGAAGAGGCGAACAGAAUAAGUCAACUCACUGACAGUGAUGUUAAGGACGAGGUGAUUGCGAUAUUGCGGAGAGUCUACGGUAAUGUAGCCGAACCUGAGGAUGUUUUCAUUACGGACUGGAAGAACAAUCCAUUGUACAAGGGAUGCUUCUGCAACAUGGAAACAGGAACUCUUAGUCCCAAAGUAUUUGAUGCUAUAAGAGCACCAGUCGGGAGGAUCUACUUCGCUGGGGAAGCGUUUAGUUGGAAUGUGUCUUGUUAUGUUACUGGUGCUGUUGAAAGCGGAAUCCACACGGCUACUAAGGUAACUGAAUGUUCGAAAGGAACGUGCGAGGUUUAUGAUCCGAGAGAGCCAGGUCCGAGUACCGAGUCCCCGACGGUUGCAGCAUGUCCAUCGGGUGGGUUUCGACAGGACGGAGACAUAAGAAGAAUGGCCGUGCUUGUGGGCAUCGUGGUGCUUAUUGUUUCAUGUACAUAGUAACUGCAGGAUGGGUGGAUACAGGUGGACUGAAGACGUUCACAUACCAUCAUUCUACCAUAUGGAAACAGCUAACAUCCAACAUAUAUAUUUGAAUACUUGUUGUGAAUGACUUAAUUGUUAUUUCGAAUGCAUGUUAGUUUAUAUUAUAUUGGGUUUAGAUGCAGUGGGAAACUUAACAUCCCUCGCGAAGGAAGAUUUUGCAAACGAUGUCAAUUUGGCAUAACAGAAGACGAGUUUCAUUUCCUGCUAGUGUGCCCUGCAUAUACUCACCUACGCCAUCUAUAUAUUCCUUCAAAUAUUAUCUACACCCAAAUGUCCCUAAGUUUAAUUUUCUUUUAUCCUACAACAAACACAAAGCUCAUUA